AUGGAAAAGGCCUAUGAUAGGGUGUCUUGGUUGUUUUUUAUUAUAAUUCUUCACAAGAUGGGCUUUUCAGAUGGUUUUGUGGAUAUGAUUUGGAGACUUAUAGCUAACAAUUGGUAUUCUGUGCUGAUCAGUGGUCAGUUACAUGGAUUUUUUCAUUCAACAAGAGGGGUCAAACAAGGUGACCCUCUAUCUGUAGCACUAUUUAUACUGUCUUCAGAAGUUCUUACAAGGGCCUUGAACAGCUUGUUUGAUGAUCCAAUGUAUAGAGGUUUUGGCAUGCCUAAAUGGAGUGCAGAUCUAAAUCAUCUGGCAUAUGAAGAUGACACCAUAAUCUUUUCCUCAGCUGACAAAUACUCAUUGAAAUUAAUAAUGGAAGUUUUGCUAAAUUAUGAGACUGUCUCAGGGAAAAGAAUGAAAAGAGACAAGAGUUGUUUUUGCAUGUAUAAAACCUGUGCAAUGAGUCUAGUUCAAGAUGUGGCACAAAUCACUGGUUUUACAAGAGGUGAGUUUCCAUUCAAGUAUCUGGGAUGCCCAAUAUUUCAUAGCAGAAAGAAGAAAGCAUAUUACAAUGAUCUGAUAAAGAAGGUGAAAGACAAGCUCCAGAACUGGAAAGGCAAGUUGAUGUCUUUUAGAGGUAAAGCUGUGCUCAUCAAAAGUAACAAGGAAGAUAAAAGGAAUAGACAUUGGGCCUCUUGGUUAAAUAUGUGCUAUCCAAGACAAGAAGGUGGCAUGGGAUUCAGAUCUCUAUUUGAUGUUUCAAAAGCACUCUUUGCUAAGCUAUGGUGGAGGUUCAGGACUAGCUGUACUUUAUGGUCCACAUUUAUGUGGAACAAAUACUGCAAAAGGAUAGGACCUUUGGUUAAGCUGAUUCCUGCUGGUUUUCAACUCAAUGAAGAUAUUGAAGAAGUGAAUGAAGUUAUGACACAUGGAACAUGGAACUUUGAUGCUUUGCAUCACACUUUGCUGCGAAAUUGUUGA
Lycium ferocissimum is the source of this 978-nucleotide messenger RNA. RefSeq lists its product as uncharacterized. The transcript has 3 exons. Lineage: Eukaryota; Viridiplantae; Streptophyta; Magnoliopsida; Solanales; Solanaceae. The record is from RefSeq and is a predicted model, not a curated record. The coding region runs from base 1 to 978 and encodes 325 amino acids.